AGUCCACCAUCACAACUUCAUCGCAACCCGAUGAACAUUGGUGGCCAACCGUCUGUUACCGGUCCGCCAUCUUCAUUCAGCCUUCUUCGCCUCAUGAUAUCGGUAUCGCUGCUCUUCACUGUCCUGACCAACGUCAUUCUCUUCUGCUGGCACACCACGUGGGUGCAGACGCUGCACAACAUAACCGACUCCCACAACCUGGAGUUUCUGCGCCGGACCAAUCUGAAGGGCUGGACCAACUUACAGACCAAAAGUCGCCCUGUCAGCCGCCCAACGCCUCCCCUCCCCGCCACUGCAUCCCUCAACACCACCGGCGAUACGAGGGCAGUAGCACCUAUUCCAUCGUCUGCCAAUCUGUCGGCCGCCCAGGUCCCUUCUGGCUCUGGGACAUCGGCAAAGGCCGCCGACCUGCCGCCUUUGAGGAUUGCAUCGUCACACGAGGAGACCGACAGACGAGCCGAACUGGCCCAUCAGCGGGCUAUCGACCAAGAGAAAGAGCGGGAAAAGCAGAGACAGGAGGAAUGGGCACGAGAGAGAGAGAAAGCGACGGAGAUGAAAAAAAAGCGAGAAAAGGUGAUGGAGAGGAACAGAGAAAAAGACGACAUAGACGAGAGGCAGCGGUCAGAGGUGCCCCUACCAACGGACAAGCUUCUGGUCAACGCGACGGAGACAGACGACUACAUUUCGAUCGAGGGCCUCUUCGGCUCUCUCUCGCUGCUCAAGCGUGAGAUCACGCCCACGUGGGUGCAAGAGUUCUACCGUUCAGAGGCCUUCUACAAGGUCAAUCGCAACAGACGAAAGAGAGCCCCUCAGCCAAGAGAGGAGGGUCGGCUGUACAUGGUGACUGCCUGCGACAAGUAUCAGUACGAAGGCCUCAUGGCGCUCAUCACCUCCAUCUAUCGCAACACAAAGGUGGGAAGGAGUGGCAGCUCCCUCUUGGCUAUGGGCUACCCAAGUAUGCUCUCCCUUUUCGGCCUGUGUGUGUACUAUCAGCAUCACGACCGUCUGACGCUGUAUGUGUUUGUUGAGCGUGACGACCCUCCCUGUCUGCGGGAGACCGUGGCGUGUCUCGGGUAUGAGAAAGAGCAUCCAGACUUCAAAGUGGAGAUCUUGCCCGUCACCCCAUCGCAAGUGCGCGUCGCCAAAGGCAAACACAACCAGGUAAGUGCGUGAACAAUGCAAACAGGCAUCCGCUGAAUCGCUUAAAAGCGGACGGAGUUGAACACUUGCUGUCAGGUGUUGUUCAACUCCGUCCGCUUUUAUUUGCCGGAGCUGCUACCAUCGCACGUGCACAAGGUGCUGUGGAUUGACGCAGACACCAUAGUGAGAGAUGAUAUCGCAUUCCUGAUCGACGGGGCCAUACAGCGGGCUGUCCACAACGAGGAGCUCACCAUCACGCCCACCUCAAUCAACACGACCCUCAAUGCCAACAGCCAGAGGAGGCAGCUCGUCCCAGACGACACUGAGGGCGCCACAGCCGCCAGCAUGAGCGACCCCAUCAUCCCAAAGCACUGGAAGGAGUUUCCCAUGAUCUCGGUCAUUCGGAGGGGCGCCUACAAAUCGCUGGCGGACCUGGUGCUGCCCGAGCAGGUGGAAAUGCUCGACAGGGGGCUGGGGGUGCAUGUCGGGCUCAAAAUGUUCAACGCCGGCAUCUUCGUGGCUGACUUGGAGGCGUGGCGCCAAAACAGGAUAACGGAGGAAGCGGAGAUGGUCAUCCACUUCCUCCGUGCCAGCAAUGUCACCAAAUUCUCGGGCAUGUCGACGGUCGAGUCGAGCCAGCUGACGCUCAACAUCCUGUUCCACAAACGCGUUAAAGAGCACUUGGAGGAGCUGUGGAACGUCCUCUACCUCGGCCGGAACAAACCUAUCCCCGACGCCCUUUUGCGCAGCUCCCGCAUCUUGCACUGGAACGGCAGACGGAAGCCCUGGUUUGCCUUCGGCUCCUUCAGAGAGUACUGGACGCCGUACAGAGUGGACGACUGCCACGCAUGCCCCCUCUGGAGGUAGAACAGGACCAAAGAAGGAAGGAGACACGACACAUGUGCUUUGUCGAUCUUUCUCUCCGCUGGCCGUGUGUCGUGUCCAGGUGUGCUGACCAGAUGUGUGCGCUGCACGAGCAAGUAGAGGAGCUGCAUGAGAUCUUUGAGUCUCAGCAGUCGCGGAUGCUGCACUGGGGCCACCGCACCAACAAUGUCGUGUUCAUGCUCGAGGGGCUGCUCAAAGACUACGUGAAAGAGCAAGAGGAGAGAAGAAAAGCCGAGAUGGCGGCAAGCAGCACACAGAGACCAACGGAGGGCGCGAGGGCGGCAGCCACAAACGGCCCGUCCUCUGAGCCGCUUCUGACUGCGUGACAGGCUACCUUUAUUGGGGUUUGCGUGGCCACCUGGCGGAUGUGUGUACAAAGCGUGUCUUUGUACAGCGAUGCGUAUACCUUUGUCCUCGUCAAUUGACCGAUCGUGUGCAUGCAUAUGUGAUUUGUAAAGCCUUCGAGACGAUCGGAUUACACAUCAUACAUACAUACAUACGUAUAUGCAUACAUCCGUAUGCCACCCACAACACGGCACGACCAACCAGAUAUUAAUUCUCUCUCGUG
Messenger RNA from Vitrella brassicaformis, 2593 nucleotides. NCBI's taxonomy places the organism in Eukaryota, Vitrellaceae. The record is from the annotation of a GenBank genome assembly.